Messenger RNA from Sceloporus undulatus (fence lizard), 9375 nucleotides. RefSeq names its product leucine rich repeat and Ig domain containing 3 (gene LINGO3). Gene Ontology annotation, cellular component: plasma membrane. The coding region runs from base 5024 to 6850 and encodes 608 amino acids. Gene Ontology annotation, molecular function: protein binding. NCBI's taxonomy places the organism in Eukaryota, Metazoa, Chordata, Lepidosauria, Squamata, Phrynosomatidae. The record is from RefSeq and is a predicted model, not a curated record. The transcript has 2 exons.
UGUCCUGUUCUGUGGGCAUCCCUGGCUUGGCACUGCCUCCCCUCCCCAUGUUUCUGCCCAGGGUCUCCAGUGUGGCUGCCCAUGCUGCCACCCAGAUACAGGAGGAGAGAAUAAAUAGGCACCCUUCCCUUGGGACUCUUAGGAGAGCCCUCACACUGUCCUCUGUUGUUGCUUCCUCCCCUAAUCACUCCACUGCAUCCUGAGUCCAUACAUCCAUUAAGAACUAUGUCCCAUACCCUCAGUAAGUAUUGCUGUCAAGCUGGCUUUGAUUUAUGGCAGCUCUUUGAAUGAGAAUCUGGGGACCAGAAAGUCUCAAGGCGGCCACCACCGUCUCCUCCUCCUCCUCAGGCAGCAGAAGCCAGGACUGGGUCCUACCUUCCCAAGAGACAAAGCGGCCCAGGACUCCAUGAGACUUUCUGGAGGCUCUUUGCCACAGGACCCAUGGAGAAAGAAGAGUCUCCCCACUUUACAGGAGAGUCUGGGGUCUUCCUCACUGCUUUUUCUUCAGAGCUGCAGCUGAAAAGCAGGGAAAUUUUGCUCUCUCUCUCUUGAGGAAUCCUGGGCCGAGUUAUGCAAAUUGGCUUGAUUAACCAAUUAACAUGCAUGGUUAGUCAACCUGACACGUGCAAUCAGUUGACAUCCCCAAAUGCCCCCUCCUUUGGGGGCUCACCCACCCAUGGCCCCUUCCUCUGCCUCCCUUUCCAAGGCAGGCUGACCCUUCAGGCAGGAAGAUGGUGGAGCAGGCCUGGCACUGGGCAGAAGAGGAAGUCCCUGGGCAGAGAGAGGUGGGUGAAAUGGCAGCCUUUGUUGCAAGGCCCCCAAGAGAGCCCCCUUGCAACCCAGAAGAAACAGAGGAGGAUGCGGUGGGGGGGGGUUGGCUGCUGUGCUCCUCUCCUAUGGGACCAGGAAGGGGGCCCUUGCACCUGGGUGCUUCCUUGCACUGGGAACAGAAGGGGGAGGCCAGAAUUUGCCACUGCUAAGUGCCCCCAGUCCCCACUGCAGCAUUUGGACAGAGUGGCUUAUUAUGCUUUGCUCCCUCCUCCUCCUCCUCUUCUCUCUGUGUUCCUUCCUUAUUGAUCCUGCUUUGGUGCUCCGGGUGCAUCUUGGCAUAUUUCUGUUAAUUGCAUUUCAACUGUGAAUCUGUUGGCGUAGUUUUUUUUAUGGUGAGCCAUCUGGGGGAACCUUUGGAGAGCUGAAUUAUGAGCUAUAAAUAUAUGUGUUCUGUAAACAAAUAGAUAGAAACGCAGCAGCGGCAGUGGCACGUGUCGAGGGGAAGCCCAGGGCCAAACGGCCUGGCAUGGAGGAGAGAAACUUGUCUCAGACUAUGCAGUUAACCUAUUUCAAACAUAUAAAAGCAUCAUCCAUUUUGCUAUUGAUAUAAUUAUUAAUCUAAGCAACACCCUGUGCUUCCUAUUCGUCACACCCAUAUAACCACUUUUAUAUUUUCCCCAAAAUGUCACAACCCAGUUCUAUAUACCAUACUGCCUAAUGGGAAUAAUGCAUCACAUCAUAAAUCUAUGCCUAUGUAUAGCAUUCUGCAAUCAGGCCUGCAUAUGUCAGCCAACCUACCAACAGUUCUGUACACAGCAUCAAACUAUCAGGUUUGGAUCAAAUGCCUAUCAGCACAUAUAUCAUGUCACAUACAUCUCAGUUAAUACACCUGAGGUCAUCCCUCCAUUCCUUCAUUCUUGUCAUCCUACAGCAUGCUUAUGUAUAGCAAACCUCCAAGUCAUACCUUCCAGUUGAAAUCAGGCAUAUAUAAUGUCAUACGUGGCAGUUGAAUCAAAGGCAUGAUACAAAACAGGAUUUCCCAGUACAAUAUUAUGGCCAGAUUAGCUUAGUUCUGGCACCACCAAAUUAUGUUAGCUGAUUUGAAUUUCAUUAUUCAAGAAAGGUGAGAUAUAAGUGAAUAACAUCUUUUGGAAUAACUUUCUCAUGGGACUGCUCAGCCCCCAUGACCUUUGCCUCCCAGAAUAACUCACCAUAGUCAAUGGUAUCGCAUAUGUCCCUUCCAUGCUCUCCUUUUUCUGCCUUUCCUUUCUUUCCACAAAAACAAGGGUGGUGUGGGAAUGCAGGGCCUUUGAGGUGGUGGCACCAGGAGGCCUCUGUUUACUAGGAGUUUUUGCAGCUCCUGAGGAGGCUGGGACACGCUGUCCAUAUGGGCAGAGUGGGGGUCCCUCAGACGUCUUGGGAAGGGAGGGCGAAUGGAAGGACACAGAGGGAGAGAUGGCUGGUGUGAAACUUCUGCCCAUGGGACCGUCCAAGUAGCUCUUCUUUGUCUCCUGAUGGCUUUCUGAGCCAUUGGCAGCAGGUCCCUCCUUGGGGCACUGAGGGUCCAGUGGUACAGGAUUGGUGCCCUAAUGGCUCAUGGUGUCUCGCCAGAGACCAACCGACAGAUGCGUGUUUUUCUGCUUCUGCAGAGGCAAAGUCCCGCUGGUGGAGUGAUGAAAGGCUUCUGCUGGAGUGCCUUGACUCCUGUCAAGUCCCAUCAUCCCCACCAGGAUGGCAAAGGAACCGCUGAAGCAACAGCUGCUGGCAGGCUUUUAGCGACACAGUUCCCCCCCCCCCCCCAGUUGAUGGUAACAGAAGCCGAAAAGCAACGUUGCCUGGCCUCUGGGGUUGGCUGUCCUGUCUUGUUCGUUCAGAGAGGAGGGUGGUGGUGCCAACUUCUCAGAGGGCAAGAGUAGCUGAUCUGUCCACCAGGCGGCCAGAGUCAGGAAAGCAGGAAGCUUGGAGUGUCUUCUUGCCUCCCCUUGGCUGGAUUAGACCUCUCUCACUGGGAAAUGGGGUUGUCCAGGUUUUGGAAAGAUGAAGGUCUUUUAUUCUGUGCUGCUGCAAGGCGGGUCCUGCGCAUCUAGAAAUCCCCCCCCCCAUCUCCCAGAAGGGCCAUGCUGGAGACCCUUUCCGAAAGGGGAAGCCCUGGGCCAGAAAAGCUGGGAGUGUCUGGGUUCUUCAGCCUGGAAAUGCUUCUCUUAGUCCCAGAAGUGACAGGAGACCAGCUAGCAGUGGAGAGUAGGAGGCACAUUGCACAUGCUCAGAGGUUUUUCCUUUGCCGUAGGAAGCUUCAGAGCCUCAGAUUUACUGGGUACCCAGACCAAAUGGGGCUCAGUGACCAUGCUGAGGUGUGGCCAACACUUGGCUGUCAGUGGCAACUGGCCAUGAUUGCUGUGUGCUAGUCUAUUCCUGGGCCAGAGGUAUUCAUUCUGCCCUCAAAUGUCACUUUUGGCUCAGCUGGCACCGGGGCAAAGGAGAGUCUGCCAUUGCCCAUCUUGUGUCCCAUGCUUGGGGGCUUAUGGUGGCUGCACCUCUGGGUCCAAAAGCGAGGCCUACUUAGGGCUGACCCAGCAUUGGAUGGGCUCUUCUCCUGUUCUUGGAAGAAAAGACCAACCUUGCAGGGCCGUUGUGUGGGGUCAGUUGCUUGGUGCUCUCCUGAGUGGGGCUGUUUAACCGCCUUCCAGCCACACCAAGCGAGCCGAGAAUGCUGCUGCACCUUUGCCACAGCUCACCUGCACUGCUGUCUUUUGGGGGGCAUGCUCCCAGUGCUGGUGGCAUGGCCUUUGGGGUCUGGGACGCAAAAAGGACAGUCUUCCAAAAGCCUUUCUGAGUUACCCAGAGAACCAGGGGGAUCAAAAUGGAUGGGUUGUCACUUGCGCCCUUGAUUGGGGGCCCAGGAGGCAGGGAGCUUAUGUCAAAUGGAGGCUAUAUGUGGGGGAGCCUGGGGGACUGUUUCUUCUCUCUUAACCCCCCCCCCCCCCCGCUGGUCCUGUUUUUCUCUGCAGCCUCCACUUGCUCUUCCUCCCUCCUGGCAGCCUCCCUCCGUGCUCCUUCUUCAAAGCCUAAUUUCAUAGCCUCUGUACUUUUGCCAUGGGUUUUGCAUGGACUUAUGCAAAUGCCCCCUUCUUCUUCUCCUCCUCCUCCAUCUGCUGCCUUCUUGUUCCUGACUGGAUGUUGGUAGACAUGCAGCAGGACCCAAAGCUUGGAAGACAAGGGCAGGUUGGUUUUUAUUGAGAGUGAUCAUCUGAGAAGGAAGAGGUGGUUGCCAUACAGAGAUAUAGAUAUGUGGGGGGUGAGGUGGUGGUGGUGAUCUGGAAUCCUCCAGCUGGCGUCCAUCUUCCUGGAGGGCACUGGGGUACAGAGAGUUGAAGCAUGGAUUCUGUCAGUUUGAUGGCAGAGUAGGGAGGGCCACUCUGGAGGGAAGGCAUGGCCAAUGCACUCCCGCUUGGGCCAAGCCUGGUCAGCUAUCUUGGGCUCUGAAUAGACCAGGGAGGGGUGCACUGCUGUUCAAGGGCAGGGGGGGGGGGGCUUUAGACAUCCCUGUGGGGCCAGCUGCUUUCAUCCUCUACCUGGGCCAGGAGCCUUGUCUGGCACAGAUGUGGGGCUGAGGGCCAUCGGAGUGGUCCAUGUGGUGCCAGGUGUUCCCUGGGUGGCUUUGCUUUCUGCCUUUAUUCACCCAGAGCAGGAGGCGUGGAUGGGAGCACCUGGGGGCCUUAUCCCUUAAUUCCAAUUAAUGGGCCCUCUUGCCACCUGGGCAGGCGUGCGAGCGAGCGGCUAAGCCCAUUCAUUUCCUGGAGUGCAACCUGAACCGCUGGCCUGGCAGCCCAUUCACAUUUUGCAGGACUGCGGAGCAAGAUGAAUUGCCAACCAGGACUCUGUUCUCCUCUGCCCCCUGCAGCCCACGGGUUCCUUUGAGGGCUUGGCUCUUUCCCUUUGAGUGAGUUUUAUAAAGCCUGACACAGCCCCAGGCGGCAGCUGAUAGGCGUCCCAGAGGGCACGGACUGCCCAAGGGGAGCUGAGUCCUCCAGCAUAAGAAGUUGGUCAGGUGGAUGGAUCUCCCUGGAUUUUAAGGGAAGCCCUGGAGAGAAAGUCUUGCCUGCUCUUCUCCUUUGAGCCUUUCCUUCCAGCGUCUCUGUUUGGGAGCUCGGGUCCUGCAGAGGAAGCCGUUGGGCGCAUUGCCAGGGUGCUCCACAAACAGACCCAGGCAGCCUCCAGGUGUGUGGGAAGAUGGUCGUGCACCCAUAGGACCAUGUACCACAUCAUGACAUGUUGCUGCUGCCGUCUUCUUCUCCUGGUCAUCCACUGCGCCCUCCUGAGCAUAGCCCCCCUCUCAGCCUGCCCUGCCCGCUGUGAGUGCGUCCCGCAACUCAGGUCCGUCAUCUGCCACCGCAAACGCCUGACUGCCAUCCCCGAGGGGAUCCCCACCGAGACCAGGAUCCUGGAGCUGAACAAGAACCGCAUCCGCUGUCUGAACUCGGGGGACCUCUCCCCAUUCCCGCUGCUGGAGGAACUGGACUUCAGCGAGAACGUCAUUGCCAACGUGGAGCCGGGAGCCUUCAGCAACCUCCCGAAUCUGCAGACCUUGCGGCUGCGGGGCAACCAGCUCAAGCUCAUCCCAACUGGGGUCUUCAGCCGGCUCUCCAACCUCACAGUCCUGGACUUGAGCGAGAACAAGAUUGUCGUCCUCCUGGACUACAUGUUCCAGGACCUGAGGAGCCUCAAGACAUUGGAGGUGGGCGACAAUGACCUGGUCUACAUCUCCCGCAAGGCUUUCUCCGGCCUGGUCAGCCUGCAGCAGCUGACGCUGGAGAGGUGCAACCUGACAAGCAUCACCGCUGAGUCACUCUCCCGCCUCCAGGGCCUGGAGGCCCUCCGGCUCCGACACCUUGGCAUCGCAUCAGUGGACGACCACAACUUCAAGAAGCUCCGCAACCUCUUGUUGUUGGAGAUUGACAACUGGCCUUUCCUGGAGGAGAUAUCGCCCGACGGCUUCCAGGGGCUGAACCUCACCUCCCUCUCCGUCACCUACACCAACAUCACGGUGGUGCCAACAGCUGCCCUGAGGCACCUGUCGCACCUCAUGUACCUGAACCUGUCUUACAACCCCAUCAGCACCGUGCCCCGGGGGGCCUUCAAGGAUCUUCCCCGGCUCCGGGAGCUCCACAUGGCAGGGGCCCUGCUGGCCUUGGUUGAGCCCCAGGCCCUCUAUGGACUGAGGCAGAUCCGCCUCCUCAAUCUUUCUGGCAACUUCUUGGCUACUCUGGAGGAAGGCGCUUUCCACUCUGUCAACAGCCUGGAAACGCUCCGGCUUGACCGGAACCCCUUAAUCUGUGACUGCCGCCUGCUGUGGAUUCUCCAGCGCCGGAAGACACUCAACUUUGAUGGACAGCUGCCGACAUGCUCUUCGCCACCCGAGAUCCAAGGUGACGCCUUGCGUGACUUUCCAGACUCCAUCCUCUUUGAGUACUUCACCUGCCAAAAGCCCAAAAUCCGGGACCGCCGGCUCCAGCAGGUCACGGCGUAUGAGGGGCAGUCUGUGUCCUUCCUAUGCCGGGCAGAUGGAGAACCUGCACCUGCCAUCAGUUGGGUCUCUCCUCAGCACCGAAUGAUCUCCUCCAAGAGCAAUGGGCGCGUGGCUGUACUGCCCAGUGGGACGCUGGAGAUCCGCUAUGCCCAGGUGCAGGACAGCGGGACUUACAUCUGCAUUGCCAGCAAUGCCGGUGGCAAUGACACAUACUUUGCCACCCUAAUGGUCAAGGGGCACCUGGCCGAGGGUGCCCUGUAUGCCAACCGGACCUUGUACCUCAGUGAGUUCAACGACACCUCCCACAAUGAGACGCAGGUCGUCCUGAAGUUUACGCUAGAUCUCAAAACCAUCCUGGUCUCCACAGCCAUGGGCUGCAUCAUGUUCCUGGGGGUGGUCCUCUUCUGCUUCCUCCUCCUCUUUGUCUGGAGCCGGGGCCGGGGUCAGCAUAAGAACAAUUUUUCCGUGGAGUACUCCUUCCGCAAGGUGGACGGCCCCGCCACUGCAGCUGGACAGGGGGGCGCCAGGAAGUUCAACAUGAAGAUGAUCUGAACACCUGGCUGGCCCAGCAGAGGGGUCUGCCCCAAAGUGGGGUGUGAGGCAGGGAGCCCUCUUUAGAAGGGCUCUGAUGGGGGCCACUUGGCCACAGCUCUGUUCCACCAGAAGGGCUCAAGAGACAAUCUGUAGACCAGGAGGGAGGCCCUUCCCCACUGCUCUGAACCAAGUGGGGCUGACUCUGCCCCACAGGGCAUUUACCUGGCACCAGGGUUCGCUCGCCAUCACUGCCAAAGCUGCCCCUGGGCCCAGGGUACUCAUAGCAGAGAGGGCAAGGUCCCCGUGAGGCUCCUGUGGGCAAGACCUGAUGUGCCUGUGGGUGCAGCGGGGCAUCUCCCUGCUAACCUGCAAAUGGCACCAUGUUGCCCCCACUUGCCUGGGGGGUUGCCUGCCCUAUUGCAAACUGUGGCCCUCUCUGGGCUCCACUAUGACUGUGCUUCCACCCCUCCCACGGUGUCGCCUUGUCCGGAUGAGGCCCCCACGCACAUGACUUGUGGUUUGAUGUCCUCUCACUGUGGCCAAUUUCUAAGUUUUGGGGAUCGGUUUGGCCUUUCUCAAGCGUUACUUUUUGGGCUUUGAAGGGUCUCUCACUCUCUUUCUCUUUUUAAGUGAUCACUGUUUUUGAAAACCUGGGUCUACUUGUGGCUUCCAUUGUUACAUGAUUUUAUACACAUGCAUGACAAACGUCUUGUUGUGGCUGAAACCCCUGCUACUGCGGGGCAGGGGUUGGUGGUUGCCCCAUUGCCCACCAGACCAGGCCUAGCAGCCCAGAGACUUUGGGGAGAGAUGCCUUUCAGAACCCAAUAAGGGUGUGUGUGUGUGUGUGUCCCUGUCCCUGUGAGUGACACCAAUGUGUGUCGUCCCUGCCCUGCAGAGACCCUCCUCUGCCCAGGAAUUAACCUGGCUGUUCCCUCCCGCAUGGGAGUCACCAAGAAGAAGAAAGGGCUGUUGCAUGCAGACUGCAGGCCAGUGAGACGGACAGAUGUCCAUUCACUUGACUUUGGUGAGUUGUUUCUGAAUGGCCAAAGCUAGAGGUAGAUUCAGUGAUGUAAAAGCUGGCUUAGUAUGGGGCGGGGGUCAUACAGCCCACUGAAUGCUGCUGCUGCGCUGCUAUCCCAGCAUCACCCUCCCUUGGCUGUGCUCUCAGGCUCUGCUGGAAGAUGUAGCGUGGCAGCAUCUGGAGAGUCUCACCUGGUUUAGUGGGAAGAGGCACAGGUGUGGGGAGCCCUCCUGCCCACCCCUUUGGCCCCCUUGCCCUGCAUGGAGGCGUUGAGCAGAAGGGAAGGUGCACUAAUCCACUGCAUGGGCAUCAGUCUGAGCACGUGGCGGCAGCGGGGAAGGCGUGAGGCGGUAGCCUCCCCCUGCGCCGGGAGAUUAGGCCAGCCGAGGAGAAUCGUGUGAUUAUUUGUUCUACGUGAGGUUUCGGCUGACAUAUUUGCUGGCAUCUGUUUUGGCUUCCAGCGGAAACGCCAACUGCCAGGCGGAGAGGAGGAGGAUGUCCUGAAAAUGGGGAAAUUAAUAUGGAGAGAGAGAGAGAGAGGAGGUCAGCUGGGGAAGGAGAGGAAAAAGGAUGGAGGAAGGGCAGACCUGGCUGGUUGCUGCAUGGCACUGUGCUGCUGGAGAGGCAUUGGAGACCCCCCCCAAGAGCCCCUGAGUGCACAUUAAUCCCUCCAUCCUCACGUGAACUGAGGGAUCUGCCAUGAAAGCGGGUGGGGAGCUUGGGAGGGUCUUCACAGUAGACGAAAUUGGGGCCAUGGGGGCCCCCUGUGCUCCAUGGCCAGCAGCCCCCCUUUCCAUGGUGUGUGUGUGAGAGAGAGCGAGAGGCUGCUCUGGGCUCCAGUCCAGACUGUAAUGGUUCUGUCCAAGGCCCUGUCAGUCCGGGACUUUAGGUGCAAAAGACCCCAUCUCUGUGGGGAAGAGGUAAUUGCCCAUGUUUUUUGUGGAGGGAAGGGGCUUCCAGUCCUUCCUCUUAGGACAAAUUAGCAAAAGGGCUGGCAUCGCUGCUGCAUGUGGCAAGAGGGGCGUUUUUUGGCAGAAGGGGCCUGAUGGCAUUUGGGGGCCACAGCUGCAAAAGUCCCUUUUUUGGUCUCUUCUCAUUUAUACAGGACCUGUUUUUAUAUGUACUGGUGCAUGAACAGUUCAAAGCCAUCAUAUAUAUAUCACUGUCUGUAUACGUCCGUGUCUCCCGUGUGGUCUUUCUGGUCUGCCUUUCUCUGCCGGGUCCCUGCAAAGCCCAGAGCCCAGGAAGGGCCAGGAGCAAGCGGGGGAAGGUGCCACUAGCCACGGGUUCCCCUUCUCCGCCGCUGAGCCCUGCUUGGAGCCACUGGCAGAGGCCUCCUAAGAAGGCCAGAGGAAGGACAUGGAGAUCCCCCCCCCCACCGGUCUAGGGGCAUGUGGCUGGCAGGGGCCCUGGGCCUGGUCUCCUGGGGGUCUGCUACAAGGGGCCCUUUGUCCCAAGGGCUGGCAGCCCACAGCCCCCGAUGAAAGGCCAGUUGUCCUGGGAGGCAGGUGGGGCUUGAACA